Pseudonaja textilis is the source of this 954-nucleotide messenger RNA. RefSeq names its product ventral anterior homeobox 1 (gene VAX1). The record is from RefSeq and is a predicted model, not a curated record. Gene Ontology annotation, biological process: central nervous system development; neuron differentiation; brain development. Gene Ontology annotation, cellular component: nucleus. NCBI's taxonomy places the organism in Eukaryota, Metazoa, Chordata, Lepidosauria, Squamata, Elapidae. Gene Ontology annotation, molecular function: RNA polymerase II cis-regulatory region sequence-specific DNA binding; DNA-binding transcription factor activity, RNA polymerase II-specific.
AUGUUUGGGAAACAAGACAAAAUGGACGUUAGAUGCAAUUCAGAGCUCGAAACCAACCGGCUCUCCAAGAACGGGCAUAAAGAAGGCAAGGAAAGCAAAAGCUCCGAAGGAAAUAUUUCGAAUUCUUUUUUGAAGGAACCGCAAGGGACUUUUUCGGCAUCGGGCGUCUCGGAAGAUUGCGGUAAAAAUAAAUCCAGUUCCGCUGACCCGGAUUAUUGCAGAAGAAUACUAGUCCGAGAUGCCAAAGGUUCCAUCAGGGAGAUUAUUCUUCCAAAAGGCCUUGAUCUUGACCGCCCCAAGAGGACUCGGACUUCUUUCACUGCCGAACAACUUUAUAGGCUUGAGAUGGAAUUCCAGAGGUGCCAAUACGUGGUUGGACGGGAAAGAACUGAGCUGGCCAGGCAGCUCAAUCUCUCAGAAACUCAGGUCAAAGUCUGGUUCCAGAACCGACGCACAAAGCAGAAAAAAGACCAAGGCAAAGACUCAGAGAUGAAGUCGGUGGUGUCCGAGACCGCGGCUACAUGCAGCGUCCUGCGACUCCUCGAACAAGGACGCCUGCUCUCCCCGCCCGGUUUGCCCGGCCUUCUUCCCCCCUGCGCCACCAGCGCCUUGGGCUCGGCCUUGCGAGCCCCCAGCCUCGCUAGCCGCACGGGUGGCUCAGGAUCAGGGACGACGGGCGGCUCCACGCACCAUCCGACCGUCAGCAGCGCUGCCGCCGCCGCCGCCGGCCCGACUCAUCCUUCUCUGCCCGGCGGGCACAACCUCUUCAGCCUCCCGGUGCCCGCCCUGCUAGGCUCGGUGGCCAGCCGGCUCUCCUCCAACCCAUUAGCAAUGGCCGGGUCUCUGGCCGGGAACUUGCAAGAACUGUCGGCCCGAUAUCUCAGCUCCUCCGCCUUCGAGCCCUACUCCCGGACCGCCAGUAAAGAAAGCGCGGAAAAAAAGGCGCUGGACUGA